CCCUUGUGGUUGUGCAGGGAAGCAGAGGAGAGCUUAACGUGGCCCUCAGCUCGCUCUGCUCUGCUCCACGAGUGGGAGGAGGCGACGACCUGCACCGACUCCCACACACACUUCAUCCCAGUUGUUGCUGUUUGUUGUGUUCGGAGCAAGACCCCGAAGGAGGUGCAGAAAACAUGGAAGAUGAGAGCCGGAGGAAGAUGAAGGCGAAGUUUGGCCUGAGGCAGGACAUCUUCAAGGAGUUCCUGGCAGAAUUUCUGGGGAUAUUUGUCCUGAUACUCUUUGGAUGUGGCUCAGUGGCCCAGACGGUGCUGAGUGGAGGGAGUCUCGGAGAGCCGCUCACCAUCCACAUUGGUUUCACUCUGGGAGUCAUGAUGGCCGUCUACAUGGCAGGGGGGGUCUCAGGAGCCCAUGUGAACCCUGCUGUCUCUCUGGCCAUGGUGAUUCUGGGGAAGCUCCCGCUGAAGAAGUUCCCCGUGUACGUGCUGGCACAGUUCCUGGGAGCUUUUACUGGCUCCUGCGCCGUCUUUGGGUUGUACUACGAUGCUUUAAUAGAAUACACCAACGGAGAGUUUACAGUUACUGGAGCAAAUGCCACUGCCAAUAUAUUUGCAUCUUAUCCUGCGAAUCACCUCUCAGUCCUCAACGGGUUUGUUGAUCAGGUAAUUGCAACUGGUGCACUGAUCCUGUGCAUUCUGGCCAUCACUGACAAGAAGAAUAUUGGCGCCCCGAAAGGCAUGGAGCCCCUGUGCAUCGGCCUGACCAUCAUGGCCAUCGGGGUUUCCAUGGGCCUGAACUGUGGCUAUCCCAUAAACCCGGCACGAGACCUCGGACCACGCCUUUUCACAGCUGUGGCUGGGUGGGGCAUUGACGUUUUCAGGUAA
Nematolebias whitei (Rio pearlfish) is the source of this 881-nucleotide messenger RNA. RefSeq names its product aquaporin-9. The transcript has 5 exons. The record is from RefSeq and is a predicted model, not a curated record. Gene Ontology annotation, molecular function: urea transmembrane transporter activity; glycerol channel activity; water channel activity. Lineage: Eukaryota; Metazoa; Chordata; Actinopteri; Cyprinodontiformes; Rivulidae. Gene Ontology annotation, biological process: water transport; glycerol transmembrane transport. Bases 174 to 881 code for a protein of 235 amino acids. Gene Ontology annotation, cellular component: plasma membrane; basolateral plasma membrane.